Molecule: messenger RNA, 5978 nt
Organism: Condylura cristata (star-nosed mole)
Lineage: Eukaryota; Metazoa; Chordata; Mammalia; Eulipotyphla; Talpidae
Gene: BCL9
Product: B-cell CLL/lymphoma 9
Exons: 9
Coding region: 726-4991 (1421 amino acids)
Biological process (GO): positive regulation of transcription by RNA polymerase II; canonical Wnt signaling pathway
Cellular component (GO): beta-catenin-TCF complex
Molecular function (GO): transcription coactivator activity; beta-catenin binding
Source: RefSeq, a predicted model, not a curated record
GCGGUUUUAUCUCCCUUCCCCGUUUUUGACCUCAUUAUCUUCUGACUGUUCUUCUUCCAUGUGUCAUUUUGGCCACAGAGCAUUGGGAAACGGUUGGUGUCUUUGCAGUCAGUCUACAUCGGGGUGUGAACUUUCCCAUUCUCUUCAUCCUUUUAGGACUGAAUGCAGGGCUAGCUGGUGUCACUCCACUUUGACUUAAAAUUUCCUGUUGGGAGACAGGGCUCAUUCUUGGCAAGACCCCAUGUCCUGAUGUAGAAGAGAAAGCAGAGUGGACGUCUUGGGAGGUAAAGAAACCAACCGUCAGCACGUACCCCUCUGACGCAAGCCGACUGUGAUGCGAUCUGUUUCUGGGGAGUCUCUUGCGCCUUUACUCAUUGCUGUGGCAGUUCCCAAGGCGAAGGUCAUCCAGCUCAACCCAGUUGGGGGUCACCUCUGAGAAAGGGGUUCCUGGACACCUCACCCCCAGAAUGAGCACUGCGAUUUCGUGACCCUCGGGAUUUGGCGUGCCCUGGAGAUGCGAGAUCCCCCUUCGGCAGCAGGAGGCGCACACCCGGAGGAUGCUGGAGCUGCGAGGGGAGAGGACCCACGCCCACAGCAGAGAAAGGCAAAGAGGAAAAAGGCGGCCCGGCGGCCAGCACUAGGGGACGCGCCCACGCGGUGGGCCCCGCCGCGGCUCAGCAGCCUCUGCCGCCGCUCGCCUGUGACCGAGCGCAGGGCUCCAAUCAAUGCAUUCCAGUAACCCUAAAGUGAGGAGCUCUCCGUCGGGAAACACACAGAGCCCUAAGUCAAAGCAGGAGGUGAUGGUCCGUCCCCCCCCAGUGAUGUCCCCAUCUGGAAACCCCCAGCUGGAUUCCAAAUUCUCCAAUCAGGGUAAACAGGGGGGCUCAGCCAGCCAAUCCCAGCCAUCCCCCUGUGACUCCAAGAGUGGGGGCCACACCCCUAAAGCCCUCCCCGGCCCAGGUGGGAGCAUGGGGCUGAAGAAUGGGGCUGGAAGCGGUGCCAAGGGCAAGGGGAAAAGGGAGCGAAGCGUUUCCGCCGACUCCUUUGACCAGAGAGACCCCGGGACGCCAACCGACGACCCCGACCUGAAAGAAUGUAAUUCUGCCGACCACAUAAAGGCCCAGGACUCCCAGCACACGCCGCACUCGAUGACUCCGUCAAACGCUGCAGCCCCCAGGCCUUCCACCCCGCCCCUCGGCCAGGCGGCCGCCCCCGAGCCUGCCCCUGCUCAGAAGACCCCCGCCAAAGUGGUCUACGUGUUCUCCACCGAGAUGGCCAACAAGGCUGCAGAAGCCGUGCUGAAGGGCCAGGUUGAGACGAUUGUCUCUUUCCACAUCCAGAACAUCUCCAGCAGCAAAGCCGAGAGGAGCGCGGCCCCUCUGAACACACAGAUCCCUGCCCUGCGGAACGACCCCAAGCCUCUCCCGCAGCAGCCCCCAGCUCCAGCCGGCCAGGACCAGAACUCGUCCCAGAACGCCAGGCUGCAGCCAACCCCACCCGUCCCGGCACCAGCACCCAAGGCUGCCCCACCGCCCCGGCCCCUGGACCAGGACAGCCCGGGGGCAGAAAGCAAGCUGAUUGCCUCCGUGGGCAGCCCCGCCAGCACCACCCCGCUGCCCCCCGACGGUACCGGGCCGAGCUCCACGCCCAACAACCGAGCCGUGACCCCGGUCUCCCAGGGGAGCAGCAGCUCUUCGGCAGAUCCCAAAGCCCCCCCGCCCCCGCCGGCGCCCAGCGGAGAGCCCCCCACGCUGGGCGAGAACCCCGAUGGGCUCUCCCAGGAGCAGCUGGAGCACCGGGAGCGCUCCCUGCAGACGCUGCGGGACAUCCAGCGCAUGCUCUUCCCUGACGAGAAGGAGUUCGCAGGAGGGCAAAGCGGGGGGCCCCCGCAGAAUCCCGGGGUGCUAGAUGGACCUCAGAAGAAAACAGAAGGGCCGAUACAGGCCAUGAUGGCUCAAUCCCAAAGCCUCGGCAAGGGGCCCGGGCCCCGGACAGACGUGGGCGCGCCCUUCGGCCCGCAAGGACACAGAGACGUGCCCUUCUCUCCGGACGAGGUGGUCCCGCCUCCCCUGGGCUCCCAGCCCGGGCCCACGGGGCCCGGCCACCUGGACCACAUGACCCCGGAGCAGGUGGCCUGGCUGAAGCUGCAGCAGGAGUUCUAUGAGGAGAAGAGGAGGAAGCAGGAGCAGGUGGUCGUGCAGCAGUGCGCCCUUCAGGACAUGAUGGCGCAUCAGCACGGGCCUCGCGGCAUGGUCCGGGGGCCGCCCCCGCCCUACCAGAUGACCCCCGGGGACGGCUGGGGGCCCGGGGCUGCCGAGCCGUUUGCCGACGGGCUCAACAUGCCGCACGCCCUGCCCCCGAGGGGGAUGGCUCCCCACCCCAACAUGCCGGGGAGCCAGAUGCGCCUCCCGGGGUUUGCAGGGAUGAUGAACUCUGACAUGGAGGGGCCCAGUGUCCCCAACCCAGCGUCCAGACCGGGUCUUUCUGCAGUCAGUUGGCCAGACGAUGUGCCAAAAAUCCCAGACGGUCGAAACUUCCCGCCCGGCCAGGGUGUCUUCAGUGGCCCCGGCCGAGGCGAGCGCUUCCCCAACCCCCAGGGACUGUCUGAGGAGAUGUUCCAACAGCAGCUGGCAGAGAAGCAGCUCGGGCUGCCCCCGGGGAUGAGCAUGGAAGGGGUCAGGCCCAGCCUGGAGAUGAACAGGAUGAUCCCAGGCACCCAGCGGCACAUGGAGCCCGGGAAUAACCCCAUUUUCCCGCGGAUACCAGUGGAGGGCCCCCUGAGCCCUUCCAGGGGCGACUUUCCUAAAGGAAUGCCCCCCCAAAUGGGCCCCGGCCGGGAGCUGGAGUUCGGGAUGGUCCCUGGAGGGAUGAAGGGAGAGGUCAGCCUAGGCGUCUCCAUGGGGUCCAACUCGCAGAUGAUACCUCAGAAGAUGCGAGAGGCCGGGGCGGGCCCUGAGGACAUGAUGAAGCUGCGCCCGGGCGGCGACGCGUUGCCCGCCCAGAAGAUGGUGCCCCUGCCCUUCGGAGAGCACCCUCAGCACGAGUACGGCGCGGGCCCCCGGCCGUUCCUCCCCAUGUCUCAGGGGCCCGGCGGCGGCUUGCGGAACCCCAGAGAGCCCCUGGGGCCCGACCAAAGGACUAACAGCCGGCUCAGUCACAUGCCGCCACUACCUCUCAACCCUCCCGGGAACCCCGCCAGCCUCAGCACCGCGCCCCUGGUCCAGCGGGGCCUGGGGCGGAAGCCUCUGGACAUCUCCGCGGCAGGCAGCCAGGCGCACUCCCCAGGCAUCAACCCGCUGAAGUCGCCCACGAUGCGCCAAGUCCAGUCUCCCAUGCUGGGCUCACCCUCGGGGACCCUCAAGUCCCCCCAGACCCCGUCACAGCUGGCGGGCGUGCUGGCGGGCCCGGCUGCCGCCGCUUCCAUCAAGUCCCCCCCAGUUCUGGGGUCUGCUGCUGCUUCGCCUGUUCACCUCAAGUCUCCGUCACUUCCUGCCCCGUCGCCUGGCUGGACCUCCUCUCCGAAACCUCCCCUGCAGAGUCCCGGGAUCGCUCCAAACCACAAAGCGCCCCUCCCCCUGGCCUCCCCAGCCAUGCUGGGGAGCGUGGAGUCAGGGGGCCCCCCGCCCCCCACAGCCAGCCAGCCUGCCUCUGUGCCGAUCCCCGGGAGCCUCCCCUCCAGCACCCCUUACACCAUGCCCCCAGAGCCCACCCUUUCCCAGAACCCGCUCUCGAUCAUGAUGUCCCGAAUGUCCAAGUUUGCGAUGCCCAGCUCCACCCCGCUGUACCACGAUGCCAUCAAGACCGUGGCCAGCUCCGAUGACGACUCCCCUCCAGCUCGCUCUCCCAACUUGCCGUCGAUGAAUAACAUGCCAGGAAUGGGCAUUAAUACGCAGAAUCCUCGAAUUUCAGGUCCAAACCCCGUGGUUCCGAUGCCAACCCUCAGCCCGAUGGGAAUGACCCAGCCGCUUUCACACUCCAGUCAGAUGCCCUCCCCGAGUGCCAUGGGGCCCACCAUGCCUCCUCAUGGCGUCCCGAUGGGGCCUGGCCUGAUGUCACACAAUGCCAUCAUGGGGCACGGCUCCCAGGAGCCGCCUCUGGCGCCUCAAGGACGGAUGGGCUUCCCCCAGGGCUUCCCCCCGGUACAGUCUCCCCCACAGCAGGUGCCCUUUCCUCACAACGGCCCCAGUGGGGGGCAGGGCAGCUUCCCAGGAGCUAUGGGGUUCCCCGGAGAAGGCCCCCUUGGCCGCCCCAGCAACCUGCCCCAAAGUUCAGCAGAUGCAGCACUUUGCAAGCCGGGAGGCCCCGGGGGGCCCGACUCCUUCGCUGUCUUGGGGAACAGCAUGCCUUCGGUGUUUACAGACCCGGACCUGCAGGAGGUCAUCCGACCUGGGGCCACCGGGAUCCCCGAGUUUGAUCUGUCUCGCAUCAUCCCAUCGGAGAAGCCCAGCCAGACACUGCAAUAUUUCCCUCGGGGAGAGGUCCCGGGCCGGAAGCAGCCCCAGGGUCCUGGACCUGGGUUUCCGCACAUGCAGGGGAUGAUGGGCGAGCAGGCGCCCAGGAUGGGACUAGCACUGCCUGGCAUGGGUGGGCCAGGGCCAGUGGGCACGCCGGACAUACCUCUCGGGACGGCGCCGUCCAUGCCGGGCCACAACCCCAUGAGACCACCAGCCUUUCUCCAGCAAGGCAUGAUGGGCCCUCACCACCGGAUGAUGUCACCAGCACAGUCGGCGGUGCCCGGCCAGCCCGCCCUGAUGAGCAACCCGGCGGCCGCCGUGGGCAUGCUCGCCGGCAAGGAUCGGGGGCCCGCGGGGCUCUACGCCCACCCCGGGCCCGUGGGCUCACCGGGCAUGAUGAUGUCCAUGCAGGGCAUGGUGGGCCCGCAACAGAACAUCAUGAUCCCCCCGCAGAUGCGGCCCCGGGGCGUGGCCACCGACGUGGGCAUGGGCGGCUUCAGCCACGGGCCCGGCAACCCCGGAAACAUGAUGUUUUAAGCUGCUAAGCGUGGGUGUGGCGCCAAGCUCGGCCGGGCGCCACGAGGCCCGAGGCCGGCGCGCGGGAGGGCUCGCGAGUGCGUGGGUGAGCCUGAGAGCCGAGCGCCAUCUGAGCAACAGGUGUGUUUCUUUAAGGUUUAUUUUUUAAAGAUUAUUUUUGUGGACUUGGGCGCUGGCGGCGCCGCCCUGUAUGUUUACGUCCCCGGACUGGCUUCUCCCAGGGUUCGGUUCUGGUUUCGUUUCUUGCUUUGGGCUUUAUUUUUGUGUGUACUGUACCAUAUUGUAAAAGGGAUUUUAGCAGAGACCUUAGUCUUUGGGACAGGAGCAGGAAUGCUGGGCUGUUUACUCUGGUGGAGAAUCCGUCUUCGGCCCUCCGGACUAUUUUCUUUCAACUCCAGUGUAUAGAAAAACCAAACUACGACCUCAGAGCAGAGUAUUAAUGAAAAGCACAAAAAGGAACUAAGUUCAGCGCGGGGCGGGGGGAGGGUUUCUUUCUAAGGUGACGCUACGUAGGGGUUUGUCUCGUCCGGCGCGCCAGCGCCCGCCCACGCCCCCAGCCCGCAGAGCCUCGGGCCGCCCCGCCGGCCCUCCCUUGGAUCCCCGGCGCCGUGUCCCCCGCGUGCCCCACUGGUGACCCCGCCCGAGGCUCCGGUCCUCCCUUCGGGCAGCUGCAGGACACCACAACCCUUGGGGCCCUCGGUGUGCAGAGGCCUCGCACCCGCCGGGGGGCCUGGGCCCGUGUGCUCCCUCCGCCGCCCCUGCCCACCUCGUUUCCGUUCUUUGAUUAGGAAUUCCCAAGUGGACUUCAUUGCUGUGGGAGUGGAACCGACGCUAAAAGCUAUCCAGGAUUUUGUUUUUGUUUUUAAUUUUGUGGUUCCUCCCCUCCCCGCCCCCCCAUGCGUAAAACGUUCUGUGUAACCUCCAUUAAAUUUGGUACAAAACCACUCACCAGAGAGCUGUGGUGUCAGAAAAAUAAAAUAUAUUGUU